Molecule: messenger RNA, 2960 nt
Organism: Daucus carota subsp. sativus
Lineage: Eukaryota; Viridiplantae; Streptophyta; Magnoliopsida; Apiales; Apiaceae
Product: protein MICRORCHIDIA 7
Exons: 20
Coding region: 108-2666 (852 amino acids)
Cellular component (GO): nucleus
Molecular function (GO): ATP hydrolysis activity
Source: RefSeq, a predicted model, not a curated record
AAAGCUACUCUAGCAUUUAUGUGCUUGCUUUUAAUUUUACUCGCACAACAUAAACACAGAAAACACACACACUCGUCUUCAUACCUCAAAACCCACACAGAACAACCAUGGACAAAGUGAAGAAAGAAAUCGUGGAGCCUUCUCAACGCAAGUCUCCAGAUCCUUCUAUUCCUCCUAUUUUGAUUGAUCUCGGCAGCUCUGACUCUGACGAUGACUCCGACUCCGACUCAUCGUCUUCCUCUUUUUCCGGCGAGAAGCGUCCCCGGAGCCCCGACGGCGGCGGCUUUUACAUGCUCAAGCGGAGGAAGAAGGAGAAAGGCUCCGGCGUAACUUUGCCGGUCGGUUUUCUUGAUCCUCUUCCGGCGAAAGAGCCGGUUCCGGCGCCGCUUUCGGUGGUUCCGUCGGUGGAGGAGAAUGUGACGACUGCGGCCAUUGUUCCGGUGUCGAAUGCCAAUGCGAAUAGCGGUGCCGUUUCGGCGUUGGGGAGUUGUCAUAAGCAGUUUUGGAAGGCUGGGGAUUACGAAGGAGCUAUCAGUAGUAAUUGGGAAACAUCUGCUGGUGGUAUGGAUCAUGUACGCGUUCAUCCCAGGUUCCUGCAUUCGAACGCAACAAGUCAUAAAUGGGUUCUUGGCGCUUUUGCAGAACUUUUGGACAACUCACUGGAUGAGGCUGUGAAUGGAGCUAACUGUGUCAACAUUGAUAUGAUAAAAAGCAACAAAGAUGGUAGCAGAAUGUUACUGAUCGAAGACAAUGGGGGAGGAAUGGAUCCUGAAAAAUUGAGGCAGUGCAUGUCUUUGGGCUAUUCUCUAAAAAGCAAAGUGGCAAAUACAAUUGGACAAUAUGGAAAUGGAUUUAAAACCAGUACAAUGAGACUUGGAGCUGACGUGAUUGUAUUCUCACGAUGUUCUGGGUCAGCUGGAAAGAGAGCCACGCAAAGCAUUGGGUUGCUGUCCUACACAUUCCUAAGGAGUACAGGAAAAGAAGAUAUAGUAGUGCCUAUGCUUGAUUAUGAAAGAAGUGGUUUGGAAUGGAAAAAGAUGACACGAUUAUCUACUGCUGACUGGGAUAGGAAUGUAGAGACCAUUUUGCAGUGGUCUCCAUUUUCAAGUGAAGCGGAACUUUCUCGACAGUUUAAUCAGAUGAAAGAUCAAGGUACGCGUAUAAUUAUAUACAAUCUCUGGGAGGAUGGCCAAGGACUGUUGGAACUUGAUUUUGAUAGCGACCAACAUGAUAUCCAAAUAAGAGGUGUAAAUCGAGAUGAUAAAAAUAUACAGAUGGCACAUCAGUAUCCUAACUCGAGGCACUUUUUGACAUACCGGCAUUCAUUAAGGAGUUAUGCAUCAAUUCUGUAUCUCAGAGUUCCGCCAGGCUUCCGUUUCAUUCUCCGUGGGAAAGAUGUUGAGCACCAUAACAUAGUGAAUGAUAUGAUGAUGACCCAGGAGAUUACUUAUCGCCCUAAUCCAGUCGCUGAGGGCAUACCGAAGGAUUUAAAUAUGGUAGCUGUUGUGACUAUGGGUUUUGUAAAGGAUGCAAAGGCUCAUAUUGAUGUCCAAGGAUAUAACGUUUAUCAUAAAAAUCGACUCAUCAGGCCAUUCUGGAGGGUUUGGAAUGCAGCGGGAAGUGAUGGUCGUGGAGUUAUAGGUGUGUUGGAAGCUAAUUUUGUUGAACCUGCUCAUGAUAAACAAGGAUUUGAGAGAACAAUAGUUUUGUCGAGACUAGAGACAAAAUUAGUUCAGCUACAGAAGACAUACUGGUCAACGAACUGUCACAGAAUCGGUUAUGCUGCAAGGCGGAAUAAGAAAUUUCUUGAUGAUAGAGAGCCUUCGCCUGAUAAUAUUCCGAAACUGGCUUCUAAUAAGAAAAAAGACAGUAAUGUCUUUAGUGGAAAAGCACCAGUUUUGGAUUCAUUUGGUAAACACUCCUCACAUACAAGUGGGGGAAAAGAAGCAAGAAAACAAUCAAAACGCGGGGACAUGGGUCUUGGCAGUGGAAAGCGAGAUUACACUAAUGGAAAACAUGGAAAGAGACACCCCAUGAAAUCUGGAACGGAACAGAAUCAUGUUGAUCUAACAUCAUCUUCCCAAAAAGAUACUUCUGCCACUGAUGUGCAAAAUUCCGCAUCUGAAGGUGAACAACCAAAUGGCGGGAUGUCUCAUAAAGGUUUAUCGUCAAAAAAGUUCUCUAGAAGUGGUGGCUUCCUGGGAGCUCGGUCACCUUCUUGUUUGGAGCAGGAUGAUGCUGAACCAGCUUGCUCAUCAGGCAGAAGAGCUGAUCGAGGCAAUAGACCCCUGCAAUCCGAGAGAGAUGAUGUAGAUGCAAAUCUGGGUGGCUCCCCUUCAAGUUAUGGUUUUAAGACUUUGGAAGAUCUGAAAGAAGACAACCGUGAAUUGAAGAAGAGAUUAAAAAGAGAAGAAGAGAUUUCUCGGAAAUUGCAGCAAGAGCUACAGAACGAAAAAGAUCGGAAUGCAUUGCUAGAAUCUGAGCUCGAGGCUUCAACGAUGAAGAUUCAAGACAUGAACAAGGAACAAGAUAGUUUAAUAGAUGUUUUCUCAGAGGAGAGAGCGCGGCGUGAUAUUGAGGAGGAGAAUUUGAGAAAGAAGCUAAAGGAGGCAUCAAACACCAUCCGAGAGUUGCUUGAGCAGGUGAGACUGCUGGAGAGAAGAUGAAGUCUUGUAGGGGAAGUCAGACUAGCUCCAGUUCUGAAGUAGCCCGAUGAAGUUGCAGAAUAGAUUUGGGGUGUCAUUUGGAUGUGCCGGUGUAUAAAAUUUGAACAAUGAUCUGUCAUUAGACGUUGAAGGUGUAUAGGAGAUUUUACAUGUAUGAGCUUAUUGUCAACUUUACAUCGCCAAGCAUUGUUAUAUUGUACAUUUGUACUAAUUGUCUGAUUGGUAUAAUUUAUAAACAAAGUCUUAUAUUUUAAUUAAUUUUAUGAUAUAUAUGAGAUGUAAUUCUAUUUGUAA